Pocillopora meandrina is the source of this 10292-nucleotide messenger RNA. The record is from the annotation of a GenBank genome assembly. NCBI's taxonomy places the organism in Eukaryota, Metazoa, Cnidaria, Anthozoa, Scleractinia, Pocilloporidae.
AUGACACUCAGAGGUAUCUUAAUGCUUGGCGUUCUUUGCCGACUUACAAAUGUUGCCGCAGGUAAGUGAAGCUUAAUGUUAAACGUAUUAAUCAGUUCUAAAAAAAGGUUCCACAAUGAUACGUAUAGAAACCCGGUGUGGCAUCAUGCACAGUUCAAUUUAGUUUUAUCAACUGAGUUGAUAAUGUGAAUUUGCCACCCGCGUAAAAUGAUUCUAAAGCUGAUGUUUCGAACGUUAUUAGUCACUUGCUCUAAAGAAGGCUGAUAACGCUCGUAACAUCAGUUUUCAACAUCUUAACGACGGUCAAUUUACAUUAUCAACUCAGUUGGUAAAAACGAAAUUAUAUUGUAUUACAGCCAACGACGCUGCAUUACAGUUUCUUUAGAACCGAACUUACUCACUUUGUUCAUUAUGCACAGUGUCUGAUUGGCUCCGUCCAGAAGAGGGCAAGUUAGUCUUAUUAACUGAGUUCAGUUGAUGACAUUAAUUGGCCACGGUAAAGAGUUUAAAAACCGACGGUUUGAGCGUUAGCCCCUCGUCAGAGCAAUUAGUCUAAAAGUCUCGAAGAAACGAAUAAAAGAGAUCCUCGCACCUAUAAACACUACUGAACUAGUAGUUGAAAUAAGACCUGAAAAAAUUUCAGGCCCGUACGGGAUUUGAACCCACGACCUCUGCGAUAUCGGUGCAUGGUCAUGGUUCAAAUCCCGUACGGGCCUGAAUUUUUUUCAGGUCUUAUUCCAACUACUAGUUCAUUAGUGUUUAUAGCUGCAAUGAUCUUUUAUAUUCGUUUCUUCACCGCAGUACACAUAUACGAUUUUCAUAUAUCUACAAUCAUUAAGUCUCGAAGACUUGCACUGCCCUCUCAACCAAUGAGAAGUAAACUAAAAAACUGCGAAACUAAACCUCGUCGUACUCAGUCACUCGCUGUUUCCUGCGCUUCAGGUACUUUUCUAGUUUAUCAAGACUGGGUCCUUGUGAAAUUGACCUUUGUCAAGUUUGUCCUGACUAACUAACACCGUUCUUUGUUAGAUUGUGUUGCACAUUUAUCAUUGUCAAAUCACUGUUCAUGUAAUUUUGUAACGUCAGUCUUGCUUGUUCUUCACCAAGGUGCUGCAUCGCCUCACGUCAGUUGCAACCGGACGUACAAGAAGCUUGGCUGCUUUAAAGCAAACUCCAAACCAUUAGACACCCUAUUGAUAACUGACCGAGGCAAAGUGGAUUGGGAAAACUGGGAAGCUUACGUUCACAGGUAAAAUGAUUACAUGUCACGCCUUCGACUUAUAGUUCACACUCAUUUGCUCUAAGGUUGGGUGUAAAUUUUGCGAAAUCUCUGUCUUGUAGAGGAAUGUUUUCCUAGAACUAAGUACGUCGAUUGAAAUUGUGGGUUUUGAAUUCAUGCAUUUGGUUGCAUACGAAAAUGCUAUGCAGUGACUUGUCUUAGAGGUAGUAAAAAUAGAAAGGGAGGUGGGUGGGUCAACAGAUAUUUUUCGCUUCAACUCGUCCCCAAAAGUGUAGCAGCUAUUAAUCUUCGUUUUCUUUAAUGCACUGUAGCCUGGCCUGCCGUUGUACCGAGGCAACACGAAAGAGAGGCUUUACACACUUUGGGCUGCAGAACUUUGGAGAAUGUUGGAGUGGAUCUGAUGCAGAUAAACGGUACAAGCGUGAUGGCGAAUCAGACCAAUGUGUAAUGAUUUUUCAACAACCGUUUUCACUGUGUGAUAACCUGGACGACCCUAGGGAGUGUGCGGGAUACCCGAAUGUAAACUAUGUCUAUCGAAUUGGUGAGUAAGAUUCUCUUUGCUUUUCUUCUAUAUGGAACCUUCACGCUGACGGGAACUCCCAGGGAUUGAGUGCCCCUAGGAAAACCAAUCACACUACGAAUCUCACUAAGGAUAUUAAAAAAAAAAAAAAAUGGCUCCGCGACCUAAACAACUGAAGUUUGAGUUCCAGAAAAGAAGUAUUCCUUUGAUAAAGGUCUCUCGCAAGUGAGUGACAUUUGUCUUUCAGUAAAUACAUAAACUGACUUUCAUUAGGUUUUCGAGCAGUUUCAAGUUUAGUAUUGAAAAUGAUUCGGAAUCGAAUUAAUUUUGCUUUACUCUGUUUUUGUGGCAGUAAUUGGUCAAAAAAAGCUCGUGCCACUCUCUCAACCAAUCAGAUGCAAAACUAAAACUAAUCGCAACUUGGUCACCCGCGUUUCCCGUACUUUAGGCAGUUUGCUUGGUUUGACUUUGACUUCUCAUUGGCUCUUAAGGGUAUUUUCCUUUCUUCUGAUUGGUUGUGGUGAUAACUUUGGCUUUGGUUUUACGAGACUCAAUCGAAAAACGCUUUGUGCUCAGUUCUUCGAUCAAUACAUGUUCCACAUUCUUGCAAGCCUUGUACAAGCCAAACACUGUUUCCCCUCACAAUAUUUUCUUAAAAUUUCAAAACGGAAUUACUUGUCUAAUACCCCGUUCACACCAGCAAAACAUGUUUUGUUAAACUGGUUUUCAUUGAAUGAAAAUUAUAAACAGAGAACUGAAAAACUUGAUUUUCCAUUGGAUUCAAGUACUUGCUAACUUGCAUUUCCAAUGUGCUACAUUCAGUUUAAGCUUUGGUGUGAAUGGGGCAUAAGUUGUAAAAUUGCUGACGUAUUUUAAGGAAAAAAUGGUCUCUUUCUUUACAUUUGACUCUUUAUCAAAUUUACUUUCUUUAUUUUGUAUGUGUACACUCAGAAAACGACGAUGAAUGUUCGAAGAGUCCGUGCAAAAACGGUGCAACUUGUGUCAACACACCGAAAGGUUUCGACUGUAAAUGCCCGCAAGGAUUUAAGGGGGCUCUGUGCGAUGAAGGUAGCAAUAAUCUGACAGUUAUUAAUCCUUGAAAAUUCCGUGAAAAUAUAUCUGUUUGGGCAAAGUAGAUUCUAUUUUAUCAAUUUUUAUCAGAUAUUCAUGUUAUUUAUAAUUAGUUAGACCAUAUUUCUGUAAGAUUAUAUUGGUCAAUAUAUAUAUUUCUCUUCCUUACCGUUCCAGAUAAAACAUGUUGUUUGGUUUUGUAAUCUGGUCGUUCGGGUGAGAGUAGUAAUGCAAAAUGUUUGUGCCAAAUUUUGUGAUAUUUAAAUAAAACUUUGACCUGAAAAAUUUAAGGGGAACACCCGAAAAAGUACAAAAAAUGCACAUCUUCAGAAAAUGCAAUUUAAAAUAUUUGAUAUCAUGAAAAUGUCUUCAAACCAGUUUUUCACACCGAAGUCACUAUUUUGACAAAGUAUGCAGAAAUGCAUGUUUAAAAUCUUCUUUUGCUCUUCUUCCGCCUUUUUUAUUUCCCACGGGUACACUUUUCCCACGGGUACACUGAAAGGUUCCAUUCUUAAAAAUCGUCAACUUCCUAUGUGGCAAGUGACUUUCUUGGUCAGUAUUUUCCAGAUUUUCAGAAUGGUGGCAAGUGUCACAGACAUCCUUGAUGCCUUCAACUCUAACAUUUGUUUGGUCUUUUCAGUCUCUAUUAUCGCUCAAGGGAGCUCAAUACUAAAAAAAUGCUCUCAAUUCCGAGAGUACUCUUGAAUUCUCUAUUUCCAGCUUGAAAUGAAGAAAUGCACACUCCAAACAUGGCUCACUAACUCUGUUUGACUUUAUCGGUGUAGAUAUAGAUGAGUGUUCAAACAGCCCGUGUAAAAACCAAGGCACGUGCGUGAACACGAUUGGUGGAUUCCGUUGUACGUGUCCACAAGGAUUCAAAGGCGAUCUCUGUGAUGAAGGUACCUGAUAGAUACUACGUGUAUAAGACAAAUGACUCGGAUGUAAGGGUGCAACGGUGUUGGAUUGAACAACCGAUGCUCGAAAGUUAAAGGGCUCGUAAGUAAAAUCUACGAAAGUUUCUUUCGGCUAUGGUUUAAUUUGAUAUAUCGUGAUCACGAUUAUCAGUAAUUUAUUUCUGGGACCACAUGUUUACUUCAAAUUUGUUCGGGACCCUCUUAUUUUACUCUUCCCCAGUCCCUUACGAGGGAGGUGCACCUCAGGGGGCUUUACAUGUAACUGUGCUCAAAGAUUCGAAGGGAAACUAUGCGAACGAGGUAUCCUUUAUCUUCUUUUAACUGUUUUUUUUUUAACUCUCCUAAAUUUGGACGAUUAUUGGCUUGUUGUGACGAAAGGUAAUUAACAAACUGAGGUACGUUUUUGCACAGACGUUACACUCGUCUCGUACCAGACCUCGCACGCCCGAGAGUAGUUACCGCCAUUCCGAACGUAGAGGCAGAGUCUACGGAGCAAUGUAGUAUGUCAAAUGCUGCUGCUAAUGGUGUUUCAUGUCCUGUGUAGAUGUGGAUGAGUGUUUGAAUAACCCGUGUAAAAACGAAGGGGCAUGUGUCAAUACGAUUGGAGGAUUCAGUUGUAAAUGCCGACAAGGAUAUAAAGGGGCUCUCUGCGAUGAAGGUACGUUUGUUGUUAAAACCGCACCUUGAACUUUUGUUGACAAAGACGUGAUUAAUGGCGUUGAAGAUGGCCUGAAAUUUCCUUGUUUUUGCUUUGCCUCGCGCUUAAUCACCUGAGAAAAACCUUCUGUUAGAUUUAACUCAACUUAUUAAACUGAAAAUAAAAUAAAUAAAAUUGAUCUGGCCCGACUCAAUUUACCUUUCCUCCUCAGUGUCUUUCCGAAAUUUCCAGAGGUUGUUCAUGCAGAAUGGGUUUCUAAGCCACCUGCGUCGCACAUUUUCUUGACAUCCGGUUUUUCUCAGCUGUUCUAUGACUUCCGAUUUUCCUUUUUCAUUUCAUAUUCUAUGAAGAGUUACUGUUUGUACCUAAUUGAAGUAGAAACUGCUUGGCAAUAUAUUAGUGAUUUUUAGCGUCGUAGAGAACGACCCUUCAUUAGAAUAAACAUUUACAAUCGUUUAACAAGGACGGCAAACACCACAGAGAUGUAAAAAAACAUCAACAACAACAGACAAAAAGAACUAAGUUUGGAGUUAAAGAUGAAGAGACUAGACGCCGACUGCAAAUGGAAAACUUGAAAAAAUUCGGGCUGUGUAUCUUGAGUCGGACAAUCCAUACCUUAAAUCCUUUGACAACUGAGCUUAUCAAGUGGAAUUGUUCUAUAUUUCUGCUUCUCUAAUGAAACUUUUAGCGUUGAUUGAAAUUAUCUUAUUGAGCAAUCAUCUAUGUUGUAUAAGGUCUGAUAAGCCCUCACGCUAUGGGCCUCGUGUGGAAUAAUCUCGAUACCAAAUCUGUGCAAAACAGUUAGAAACACGUUUCUCCUUUUAGACAUAGACGAAUGUGCCAAUUCUCCAUGUAAAAAUGGCGGAAGUUGUAAGAACAACCCCGGGAGCUUUACUUGUACAUGUCAACGGGGAUUUGAAGGCAAACUUUGUGAUCAAGGUAUGAUUUCCUUUUUUCUUUAUGAUUUAAAUUUAUAAAAAAAUACUUUUUCAUUUUAAAAAUUAAGGUAUAGUAAGAGUAUAGUGAGGUAUAGUAAGAGAAAAUCGGUGGAGCUUGUCAUGACGGUGUGUACUUAUUUCUACUGAGAAUAAUUCAUUAAUCUCAUUGCAUAAUUGUUUCAGAUGUGGACGAGUGCUCGAACAACCCGUGCAAGAACGGGGGGACUUGUAUCAACUCGCUUGGAGGAUUUAGCUGUAAAUGUCAACAAGGAUUUAAAGGGGCUCUGUGCGAUGAAGGUAUCAGAUCAAAGUCAGUAUUUCAGCAACUGCGCACUUACCCAUCCUUUAACCCAACGACAGUCAACUGAUAGCGAGGUAGGGUUAAUGUUGGGUAAGGGGAGGGGUAGGUGCGCAGUUGUUCAGAUCGUAGAAUUGAUCCAAGAUAUCCAAUUAACCCUAUAUCCAAUCCAAUUAUCAAGCAAAACAUGUUUUCUCAUCUCCUAGCUUCAGAACCUCCCUAACAUACCCGCCCUCUUUGAUUUUAAUCAAAAGACUAAUGAAGAAUUAGCGUUUACCUAAAUGUGCCAAACCACGUCGACCCAGAAUAAAUGAAUGCUUUCUGUCGUAUGAUCUUUAACUCGCAGCUGUCCAAAUUCGGUGCGCAAACCAGCCGCCAUAUUUGAACAGUUUAUUCAUUUCUAGUUUCGCAACUCGUACUAUUGUUAUUCAAAAUUGCUCUUAGUCAUAAUCUUUUUUUUCAUUCAGACGUAGACGAAUAAGCUAGUUCUCUGGCGGAAAAUGUACAGACACAACAGGGGGUUUUACGUGUUUUACAAUUUAUGCUAUUACGGUUAUAGGUUGAUUUGUGAUCUUACCCACCCUGUUUCAGAUGUUUAGUUAAUGAAACGAAGCGCGGUAGUAAACAGCGCGAUUGUUUAGCAGCGGUGUAAAAGAAAAAAGGGGGCUUGAGUCGCACGCUAAAUGCUGACCCAAGCCCCCCUCGGUUUCGCUCUGCUGCUUCUAUCGCGCCGUUAACAACUUCGCUCCGUUUUGCCAAUUGAUCGCCUGGAACAGGCUACAUCUUACCUUAAACUAACUUUUACGUUCUUUUCUAUCACAGAUAUAAACGAGUGUGCGCUUAGUCAACCCUGUAAGAACGGAGGAACGUGCAUAAAUAUCGUGGGUAGCUUUGAAUGUAAAUGCAAAAAGGGUUACACAGGGACAAAUUGCGAGGAAGGUAAUUUUAGCUUAUGAAUCACCACUUAAUUUUGCACCUAACUUUUCAAUGUAUCCCACCGAAAAGUGCCAGAAAAAUCGUUUGCUUAGUUCUAGAUCCAUGUCAGAGCAGCCCAUGCCAACAUGGAGGCAGCUGCGUAAGGAGAGGGCGUGGUUUUAAAUGUAAAUGUGUCGCAGGGUUCCUUGGUAAACUCUGUGAGAGAGGUAAGGACGUCUAAACAAGUUACUUAUAAUGAUUAUAAAAAUGUUUGUCUUUAGCAAGCUGUAAUUUCGUCAUAAAAUGCACACUUAGCAUAUUACUUAGGGGAUUGGAGGAAAUACAAAUACAGCUGUCACUACCAUGACAAAGCUUGCUAAUAUUAGACGGUGGUUUUAAACACUCCAUUGGCGACUGUUCUAUGUUUUUCCUGCAGAUGAAGAUGAAUGUAGAAAGAGCCCUUGUCGUAAAGGUUCCACGUGCGUUAAUAACAUAGGGAGCUUUCAGUGCUUGUGUCCCCCCGGAAUGCAAGGGAAACUGUGUGAACAAGGUAACCGUGGUAACCAUGUUCUACAUCCUAAUUGUACCCAGUACAGUAUUAAUUCUGAUCUCUUUUUUUUAAUAUGAGGUUGAACUGCAAUUGCGACUAUAGCCUGGCCCUCAUUAUUGGCGCUGUAGGACGUGGCGAGAUUUGAGACGAGUCAGGGAGACUUUUGCCAGGGGUCUGGCAAUAGUGCUAGACUCUUCACAGUACCCUCUCACCGGCUCGCGUAACUCAUGACCUUACCUUAUACUUUCCCGGGAGCAAAAGAAACACCCAUGCCAAAGCGCUAAUAAUGAUGGGCCUACUUGUAGGCUACUUCGAUUAAAAACCUUAGGUCUCAUUUCAAAGAAAUAUUACGUUUUUACAGACGUGAACGAGUGCCGGCAGCAGCUGUGUUUAAAUGGAGCUACAUGUGUUAAUUCAAUUGGUGGCUUUCACUGCAAAUGUAAGAGUGGAUUCAGCGGAAAGUUUUGUGAGAAUGGUAGGUUAAACAUAUAAAUAUAGACUUUGCAACUUUAGACCAUUUGAGUUGAUUUUAAGGAAUAUUGCCUCUAGGAAAUAAGACUUCGCUCCUUAAUUUCUUGCGGACUGGUAAGAUUUCGGGUAUUUCCCCGUUCUCGAUCGGUUGUAUCUGCAUUCAUUGAGCGUGUGUUUAACUGUCACUUCACAUAAAAAUAAGGAGGUUUCUUUUUCCAACAGAUGUGAACGAGUGCAAACUUGGCUUCGACCCCUGUAAAAAUGGAGGGACCUGUGUCAACAAACACGAUGGAUUUCAGUGUCUGUGCCCACCUGGCAUUACAGGAAUGCUGUGUGAUGUUGGUAUGACAAUCAUUGUGUUUCUACCAUGUACCUAAAUUCGAUCUCUAAGAUCUUGCAAAGAUUUUCCUUGAUUUUUUUAUGAUAUUGCGAAGAUUUAUGUUUUUGAUUUUUUAAAAUGAAGUAUAACCACCAAGAAGCAUCGUUGGUGAAGAUACAGCUUGUCAGCAGGCCGUCAUUAUUAGUGCUAAACUCUAGGUAAACGUCUCCCCGACUCGUCUCAAAUCUUCCCGCGGGCGGAGAAACGCGCGUCGUGCAGCACUAAUAAUGAGAGCUUGAUGAAUGAGGACUGUGCAAGUACCUUGUACUUCCGAGCCCACAAAAGAAACGUUUAGCUGUAUUCGAGCCAAGAAAAUUAGCUAAAGCAGUAUCAUUGGGAAAAACCUGCGUAACAAAUACAGAAUGAUUGCAAGGCUGCCCCGAACGUUUCCUCUCCCACCAGCGCGCAGCUCUCCCAAAAAGAUUCAAAAGCCUGGAAAAGUCAAAAAUAGGAUAUUCAACUGGUCAUAUUAGAGAUUUCCACCGAGAGGUAACCUACUAUAGCGAUUAAAAUAUCGAGCUCUUUUUUCUACUUAAACACAAUUUUUCCUCACAGAUGUAAACGAGUGCAAGCAACUUCUAUGUAGAAACGGCGCUGCAUGUAAGAACACGCUUGGGAGUUUCGAAUGCAGAUGUAAGAGUGGGUACAGUGGAAAGUUUUGCGAGAAAGGUUUGUUAAUUUGAAAUAGUUUGUUAACCUGAUACGAUCGAGUUUGAUCGCGCGACAAGAGUGUCGCUGUGAAGCGGAAGCUAGUGAAACGCGAGAGACUUGGGUCGGAUCGCGUUCCCAAGCAUCUCUUGUUCUUUCCCUCUUCCGCAGUUUAAUAUCGCGCUCCGUUUUACUAACUAAACGCCUGAAACAGGCGAAGGCCAUGUAGGUUAUCGAGAAAAUUUAUAUUACUUCACACUGUAAUUGGUCUCAGCAAAUCACAUGCAAAAUUUAAACCAAUAGUUGGUCAUCAGCGUUUUCUCGCGCUCGCUUUACUUUGAGUUCUCAUUGGCUCUUAAUGAUGUGUUUUAUCUUUCCUCUGAUUGGCCGGUCUGAAUUCUUAAGUAUUAACCGAAAGACACUCAAUGGCAAUACUUGCUAAAAGCAUAUUGUAUUCUUUUCUACUGACCAGGAACCUGCUCCAAUCAGGGUCAGUAUGACUUGGGUCUGAUCAUCGACGGCGGUAGAAGCGUUGGUAACUAUGGUUUCGUUCAAACUAAGUGGUUUCUCCUACAACUAAUUUCCCGGUUCUCUGUGAACUUACGCAAAACACACUUUGGAGUAAUACUAUACAAUAACAAGCCCCGGUUAAUUUGCGGAUUUACAGAUGCGACUUCUUACAACCCAGUCCUCCUCAAACUGAAGAUCUUGGCUAUGGAGUUCCCGAAUGGAGAUGUAAGAACUGACAAGGCACUGAAAAUGGCGGGAGAAGAGUUGUUCAAAGCAGGAAAAGACAGACAAAACGUCCCUGAUGUGCUACUCGUGAUUGUCGAAGGGAAAACUGAACAAAACAGCGAGCCAUAUAAGGAUGUUCUAAUACCUCUUAAGGUUUGUGUAGUGUAAGAACAGACCAACCAAACAGCCGUAAGUCUUCCACAUUUUUUCUUUCGAUAGGCAUUUUCAUUUGCACGUUUAUUAGUUUUGUUACACCACAUUAGCACUUUCUGGGAAUUUUCAACUGACUAUUGAUAUUAAUCCGGGACUGCGUCGUUUUCUCUCAUUUCGCUUGUGAUUGGUCCAUUCAACUUACUCCACUCUCUCACCCAAUCAAAUGCGACGCAACCGCGAUUUGGGCACUCCUGUUUUCCCGCGCUUUCAGAAGUUUUGUUGUUCUUAUGAGGAGUCUCCACAAGCUAUAUUCACUGCCUCCCUGUGAUGUUCCUUUGUUUUGAUUGGUUGAUGUAAUUACAUUGGUUUGACGCAACCCAAUCGAUAUACGCUCUUGACUAACAGCUAAAUGACCGUGUUCUUAUGUCAGGAUCGUGGUGUGAAUAUCAUAGCUGUUGGAAUUGGAGAUCAAAUUAGCGUGGAUGAGUUGAAAGAGAUCGCCUUGGGAAAAAGUGACAACGUCAUACACGUUCAAACAAUCGGUGACCUUAAAGCUCAGGAACUCAAGGAGAAGAUCCUGAAGAUAUGUUAGACAGAAUAUAUCGCUACAACGAAGACUGACAAUAUUUAAGAAACAUUCUGUUUACAACGGGGAACAUAACAUCUUUCUAUAUGACGAGAUUUAACUUGUUUGAUCUAUGUCUUCUUACGAUAAACAUAAACUACUUCUGUGAUGGUUAUAAACAUAAAAUCAAUAAAACGAACGGGUGGUAGCUUUUUAGUUUGCGUCAUCGAACUCAUA